Molecule: messenger RNA, 1899 nt
Organism: Octopus sinensis (East Asian common octopus)
Lineage: Eukaryota; Metazoa; Mollusca; Cephalopoda; Octopoda; Octopodidae
Exons: 3
Coding region: 16-750 (244 amino acids)
Source: RefSeq, a predicted model, not a curated record
GAGCAAGUGAGAAAAAUGCGGGAAAUUAGUUUCUUAGCUUGCAAAGAUUAUUUGGAUUUACCUGAAGAUAUAGCGAAGAUAGAUAUGGGAGCUUUGCAGAAAGACAGUGUACAAAAGAAAGAAGAUGCCGAUAAGGGAUUUUCGUCGUCCAAAACUGAAACGAAAACAGAUUCAGAAAAUAGUUGUUGGCAUACAUCUAAAGCUCCAAGUGAAUCAUCCGUACCAACAAAAGCAGUAGAAGAAGAAUCAUUGGUAGAAGCAGCAGCCACAGCAGCGACAGCAUCAGUAGCGUCAGCUGAAACAGCAGCCACGGAAAUUGACGCAGCAUCAGCAGAAGUAGCAGAAACCAUUAAAGCUGCGACUGCUGAAUCAACGAACGUGUCAGCACCUGAAAUACAUACCAUUUCCGAGUCAGAUUUACCCACUCCACCUUGUUCUUUCACACCUUCUUCACUCGACGCCAUUAAUAAUAAAAACUUAGAGGAGAUUGAAGACCUUUCUGCUGACGUUUGUUCUUCGACGAACAAAAGCAAAGAAACAGUACAGGAAGCGAUUUACAAACCACUGAUACUUCCAGAAAUUACUGAGUCAAACGAACACUACCCACCACUAGAUGGCGAUUCUAACUUGAAUUGCGACCCAUCAAACGCUUGUUCGGAUCGUACGAGCAGCAAUCGCGAGGACUCUCCUUUAAUUACCCUUGAUGACACUGAAAACUCGGAUAACCUUCAUGAGGAAGAAACGUUUUAAGUAAAAAAAAGACCUAAAUUGAUUGUAAUUAGACAACUUUUGUAGAGACACUGACCUCUCCACUCAAUGCAACAUGUUCCUCACACAACAUAUACAUACACGCACACACUUAUAUUUAUACAUGUAAAUAUGCACACACUCGCGCACACGUACAUACACACAUAUAUAUGUAUAUAUGUAUGUUUCAAAAGGUGCACUGGAAGGCGUGACAUGUUACCAAAUGUGUUGGGUAAGUUACCAAGUUCCACAAUAACCCUUAUUAUUCCAGUUAAGCCUGCGUGCGAGGUCAGCGCAAAUAUAUAAAAAGAAAACAAAUAACAUGACCUGUAUGAUAUGCUUUACGCAACGUACACAUGUUCAGUAAGCCUACAACCGUUAUAACACAAUGCAUUGGACUUCAUCAGCAAUAAGCUUUCAGUGUUCGUUAUAUAUAUAAAAUAUAUAUAACAUACAUGCAUGCAUGCAUACAUACAUACAUACACACAUACAUACAUACAUACAUACAUACAUACAUACAUACAUACAUACAUACAUUGGUAUCUGCUAUCAUUAGAGGCAGUGCAUUGGCAGACCCUUAUAUCGUCGGAUAAAAUGACUUGCGAUAUUUCUUCGGGUUUUCAAAUUUCUGAGUUCAAUUACCGUCGAGAUUAACUUUAUCUCUCAUCCGCCUGAAGUCCAUAAAAAAAGCACCAGUUAUGGACUGGGGUCGGUGUAAUAGACUAAUCCCGCCCCUACCAAAUUUCAGGCCUUCUGCCUUUAGUAGAAAGGAUUAUUAUUAUUAUUAUUAUUAUUAUUAUUAUUAUUAUUAUAUUAUUAUUAUUAUUAUUAUUAUUAUUAUUAUUAUUGUUCUGCUCUAAUGUUUUGCAGCAUCAGUCUCUAGUAAGUAGUUUUAUUAUAUCAACGAAAAAUAAAUUCCUUCUCCACGCAUAAAAAUAAAGUUUUUCUUUCAACUCUAAACCAUUUUCUGUCACUAUUUUAUCAUAUUACUGAUUUAAACGCAGUUUCCUUGAUUCCAUCGUCUUUUGCAAUAAAUUUUUGAACGAUGAGUUUCAUUUUCAGAUAGAAUAAGACAAUAGUAUUUGGAAUGAAAAAUGAAAUAAAGAUUUCUUCCAUAUGAAUGAAGCUUCCUAUUGAUUUGAUGGGGAAAAA